This is a messenger RNA of Acipenser ruthenus (sterlet), 3601 nucleotides long. RefSeq names its product rab15 effector protein. Gene Ontology annotation, biological process: receptor recycling. NCBI's taxonomy places the organism in Eukaryota, Metazoa, Chordata, Actinopteri, Acipenseriformes, Acipenseridae. The record is from RefSeq and is a predicted model, not a curated record. The coding region runs from base 312 to 1028 and encodes 238 amino acids. The transcript has a single exon.
CGCAUCCCAAGCUCUGGAGGAGAAAAAUAAACAGAGCAAUGCUCUGGUUAAAUGUUAUCGGACACGCCCAACAGGUAGUGAUUAGCAUUCUUUGAGAACAGGACCACACCCCAGAGCACAUAUUCAGGAAGGACCUGCAUUACAAUGCUGUCUUAGCAGGUGAAAGCUGGUUGCAUCGGGUGCUGGAGAAUCCUUCUGUUUUUUCUCAAAUGGUUUUUUGAAGAUGUCUACUCUUGCCAGCAUGAAUUUAUGCUGGAGAUGCUGAACAUUUACUGAAAAAGCACAGAUCCUAUUUUAAACUAUUUCCAAAUAUGGGACAGGUGCAGUCUCCGGAGCCUGUCCAGGAGAGCAAGCCUGAUGUCCUCUGUGAUGUUUUCAGCCAAGGUGUAGUGCAUGCAUCUCAAAGACUGAAAGAGUACUUGGGGUUCGAAGAUCCACAGAGCAAACUGCAGCCCAGCACAGACACGCUUAAUGAGAUUUUCCUUGUCAAUUUUAUCUCUUUCUGCAUGGAGAAAGGUGUGGAGGAACACAUUACCACAAGCAAGAUGACAAAACAACAGUCUCUGCUGUUUGGAGUGGACUGGAUAUGGACCAUUUUUGGGCCUGACAAAAAUAUCAGGCUCCAGUUUACUGUUCAAACGUGUCAGCUGUCGGAUUCGGCAGCGAAUGAGAAUUGUCAGUCAGAGCAGCCCUGUAGAAAUGGAAAAGAGACCGCCAAGUUGGAUGUGCUGUAUAAAAACAAGGACAGGUUUGAGAAACUAGAAGAAUUUUGUUCACUGGUCGGACAAGACUGUGUGGGACUUUUCAUUGUGUUUGGACUGCCAGGAAAGCCAAAGGAAAUCAGAGGAGCACUAUUGGAUAGUGUCCAGACCAAAAAGGGUAAAAAGUCAUUGCCUGGGGAUAGUUUGGUGAAGGAUUAUAUUAUGAAUACAGAGUCGUUUCUUUCCACACGAGAGAUUCUGGAGCACUGCUUGAGCAAAAAGAAUGGUCUCAAGAAUGUGGGAAAUGUUUACAUCAAUUUCCUUUAACCAGUUUUUUUCCCCCUUUUUGGUAUAUUGAAAUUUAAUUUAGGUAACACUUUUAAUCCCUCAAAGUUGGUGUUCUACUUUGAUUUGUGACUUUAAUUUCAAUUUCAAUUAAAUGGUUUGACUUGUGUGGUAUCCAGUUUCACUGCCAAAUGAUACUUGCAUUAAUCAGCUAUUCAAAAGAUAUUUCCUUCAAGUAUGGUUUUCCCCACAAAAAUAUUGUGAACAUAAAGUAUAUUACCAUGAAAGCAACAAUAUUAAAUCUUUUGUUUAAGUAUGUUACCAGGGAUUUAUGUGCUGCCAAGUGGACACAAUUUAUACAGAUGUAAAAACGAAUUAACACUUUGCAUGUAUAUUUGAAUAACAAAUGAAUUGAGGUAAACUGUAUUGGUGAACUAUUUACUUUUAAACUUGUUUACUGACUGAAAAGGGCCUGUAGAAAGUUUACAAUACUUAAGAUACAGAAGGUCUUUGACUUGGUUGAAAAAACGCACUUGUUUGUAGAGUAAAUGCCGAGGUGAAUUAUUAUUAUUAUUAUUAUUAUUAUUAUUAUUAUUAUUAUUAUUAUUGUUAUUAUUAACAAUUAAGAAGCUAAAAGAAACCAAGCAAACCUUGCUGUUGUGAAGUAACGAUUUUAGUAGUUGCCACCGCUUGGAACGGGCGCGUUUGUGUUGACGUGAUUCACCCGCAGCAAGCGAUGGACAGCAUAAACUCCCACACAAUAACCUGACAUUCAAAAUGUUCCCUAAUCACCAGUACAGUAAUCAAAACAAAUAAAAAUCUUUAUUAAGACACUCAUUACUCUAAUAAAAAAGAUGUAUUAAAAGCUAUGAAUGUAAUAAAAAGCAAGUGCAAAAAGGUACAGUACAGGUAGGCUACAUUACUGCAAAUUGUUUCCAGCGAAGAACUCUGUGAUACGCAUCUGGACGAUCUUUUUUUGCAAGUAUGGAUGGCAAACUUUCAGCGUUUUCUAAAAAAUCCCAAUUCGGUCUCUAUCCGCUAUUUCAGGCAGAGCGUCCUGGUCGUUAAGGUUACACAGCUGAGAAUUCUUCCUCUGACAUCCCCUAAGCGAAAACAUAAUUCUAUGAACAUGCUUAACAAAUUAAUAUCCCAAAAGCAUGUAAUUUUUUUAAAACAUUUUUUUACUGUCCGUUAAUUAACAUUAGAACCACGUGGUUAUACUACCUAAAUCUCUAAAACCCUGAUCUAGACAGCAUUCAGAACUGGGCAGACACAUGGCAAAUUACUUUUAAUAAAGAAAAGUGGAAGGUACUGCACACAGACAAUAAAAAUGUCCAUUAUAAAUACCAUAUGGGAGAUACUGAAAUUGAAGAAGGAAUCUAUGAAAACGAUCUAGGAGAUUAUGUUGACUCAGAAAUGUCUUCAUCUAGGCAAUAUGGGGAAGCUACAAAAAAGGCCAACAAAAUGCUGGGAUAUAAAGUGAAAAGUGUUGAAUUUAAAUCCAGGGAAAUAAUGCUAAAACUUUACAAUAAUAAGACCUCAUCUACGAUACUGUGUUCAGUUCUGGUCACCUCGCUACAAAAAGGAUAUUGCUGCUCUAGAAAGAGUGCAAAGAAGAGCAACCAGAAUUAUUCUGGGUUUAAAAGCCAUGUUGUAUGCAGACAGGCUAAAAUAAUUUAAUCUAUUCAGUCUUGAACAAAGAAGACUAUGUGGCAAUCUGAUUCAGGCAUAUAAAAUUCUAAAAGGUAUUGACAAUGUCGACCCAGGGGACUUUUUAGACCUGGAAAAAGAAACAAGAACCAGGGGUCACAAAUGGAGAUUAGAUAAAGGGGCAUUCAGAACAGAAAAUAGGAGGCACUUUUGUACACAGGGCGUCCGGAACCAAUACCCAGUAAUGUUGUUGAAGCUGACACCCAGGGAUCCUUCAAGAAGCUGCUUGAUGAGAUUCUGGGAUCAAUAAGUCAAUAAGCUGCAAACAACCAAACGAGCAAGAUGGGCCGAAUGGCCUCCUCUUGUUUGUAACCUUUCUUAUGUUCUUAUAUAAAAAAAUCUUGCGGCUACAUUAUUGUAUUUUGCCAGUAUUGCAUGUACAGUUGUGUAAUUUACCUAUAGAAUACAGUGAAUUAGCAGUACAUAUGGUAAAACGUUUUGCAUCUCCCUAUAUAAUUUUUUAACAAACGAACGAAGCCUGCUGAAUAAUGUUACGUUAAUAUAUUGAAUUGCAAUCGUAUUUGCACCCCCCUCCCCCACCUGACGCCUGCCCUGUGUUCGGCAGUGGUGGCCAAUACCUGAUCUCAAGAAAUUUUUGGUGGAUCUUGGGGCAAAUCUGCCUGGAAAUUUGCUGUUAUUUUUGGUUCCACGUACCUGGGGAAGACUACAUUUUCAGCACUGACCGACCUGCAGUUAAAAAAGCACAAAAAGCUUUCUGAUCACAUUCUUGAGGCUCAGUUUUGUUGUGCUGUAACAUCUUUUGAGCCUGAGCUGGAAAAUGGUCAAAACCAAAGCAUGCAAAAAUUUGCACUAAACUUUAAACAAUUGUGCUUUUUUAUGCCACCGUGUUUAGUUUUCGCAGAAAACAAAAACGGGACACAUUUGUCUACUUGACUAAGAUGUUU